Molecule: messenger RNA, 1022 nt
Organism: Guyanagaster necrorhizus
Lineage: Eukaryota; Fungi; Basidiomycota; Agaricomycetes; Agaricales; Physalacriaceae
Product: Diphthine synthase
Exons: 5
Coding region: 1-882 (293 amino acids)
Biological process (GO): protein histidyl modification to diphthamide
Molecular function (GO): diphthine synthase activity
Source: RefSeq, a predicted model, not a curated record
AUGUUCUACAUCAUCGGUCUUGGGCUCUGCGAUGAAAAAGAUGUCACCGUUCGUGGACUCGAAGCCAUUAAAAGCUCUUCACGCGUAUACUUGGAAGCUUAUACCAGCAUCUUGAUGGUACAAAAAGACAGACUGGAAGCAUUCUACGACAAACCACUGAUACUCGCCGAUCGGGACAUGGUGGAAACGGAGAGCGAUGAAAUAUUAGCCAAUGCAGACAGGGAGGAUGUAUCCCUGUUGGUUGUUGGGGAUCCGUUUGGGGCAACAACGCAUACCGACAUCAUCCUUCGUGCUCGCAGCCUGGGCAUCCCUACCCGUGUGAUCCACAAUGCAUCGAUAAUGAACGCAGUGGGCGCAUGCGGCCUCCAGCUCUACAACUUUGGCCAGACUGUCUCCCUCGUCUUCUUCACAGAGACAUGGAAACCUGACAGUUUCUAUGAUAGAAUCAAGGAGAACGCAGAUCUCGGACUGCACACGCUCGUGUUGCUGGAUAUAAAGGUCAAGGAGCAGAGUGAGGAGAAUCUGGCUCGGGGUCGGAAGAUCUACGAACCAUCUCGAUACAUGUCGAUACGACAAGCGGUUUCUCAACUUAUAGAGAUCGAGUCUGUAAGGCAGACGGGUACGUUAUCUCCUGAUACGACACUUGCAGUUGCGCUUUCUCGCGUUGGCGGUGGAAGCGAUAAUCAGAGGAUCGUCGCUGGUACCCUGACCGACUUGGUAAACCAUCGAGAAGAUGCGUUUGGAGAUUCUCUGCAUAGUCUCGUCAUUGUCGGCAAACGACUUCACCACCUGGAGGUGGAGUAUGCCCAGGACUUUGCUGUUGAUACCGAGAGAUGGAGAACGACGGCGAAGCAGGUCUACGGAUGCGCACUGGAUCCAUGAGGAGCAGGUUUAUAGCUGCAUACGUUUUAGCAUAUGGUGUUGAAGCUAACCGCUCGCAUCUUUGCCCUUGACCUACGAUCUAUUACUCGAAUGGACUAUCACAUGGGAACAAUGUCUGUCUAUCUCUUUCAGUGGUAUUC